This is a messenger RNA of Aspergillus saccharolyticus JOP 1030-1, 1924 nucleotides long. Its product is annotated as FAD-dependent oxidoreductase. Gene Ontology annotation, cellular component: cytoplasm. NCBI's taxonomy places the organism in Eukaryota, Fungi, Ascomycota, Eurotiomycetes, Eurotiales, Aspergillaceae. Gene Ontology annotation, molecular function: oxidoreductase activity; 2 iron, 2 sulfur cluster binding. The transcript has a single exon. The record is from RefSeq and is a predicted model, not a curated record. The coding region runs from base 44 to 1840 and encodes 598 amino acids.
AAUCUACAUACAACUUAAUACACCCACAAUAUCCCCGGUGGCCAUGCGUCCCGCUCUGAACCUCUACAGCAUCACCUGCCCCCGAGUCAUCCGACACAGUGCCUUCAAACGCGUCAACGCCCAGCUCCAUUCUCUCCGCCUCCUCCCCGUCUCGCGCUGCUUCUCCACCUCCACUGCGCCUCCUCCGUCUCGCACGCUGGCCACCAUGUCCGACCGUCCGCACCAAUUCAUGAACACCUCCGGCGAGACAGACCCCGUGUGGGUGCGCCACAUGCCCUACGCCCACUACCCCCACUUCCCCACCCUUGAGGAAAAUGUCGAGACGGAGGUCUGCAUCGUCGGCGCCGGCAUCGCCGGCAUCUCCAUCGCCUACGAGCUGGUCACCCGCGGCCAACGCGUCACCAUGCUCGAGGCCCGCAACGUGCUCUCCGGCGAAACGGGUCGCACGAGCGGCCACCUCGCCAACGCCCUCGACGACGGCUACACGGAGAUCGCCAAAAAGCACGGCCGGAAGGGGGCGCAGGCCGCCGCCGACAGCCACACCUGGGCGAUCCACCGCGUCGGCGAGAUCGCCCGCCACCUGCACCUCGACUGCGAGUACCGCACCCUCCCCGCCUACGAGAUCUCGCAGUACCCGCGCGACGGCGAGACUGCCCACUCCCACGCCGCUGAGGUCCGUGAGCUGCAGCAGGAGGUCGAGUUCGCCCAGGGACUCGGGCUGGCGGCCCAGUUCCACGCGGGGCGGGCGGUGCGCGGCUGGGAGGGCGCGGUGGACCAGCGCGACGCCGCCGUCUUCCAGGGGCAGGCGACCUUCCACCCGACCAAGUACCUGGUGGGCGUGCUGGAGUGGCUGCGCCAGCAGCCCAAUUUCCAGUGCUACACGGGCACGCGCAUGAUGUCCAGCGAGGAGGAGCAGGACGGGGUGCGCGUGCAGACGGCCGGCGGCCACACCGUCACCGCGGCGGCGCUCGUGCAGGCGACCUGCGUGCCGCUGCAGAAGCUCAGUGUGAUCGCCGAGAUGGAGUACAUGCGCACCUACUGCAUUGCCAUCCGCAUCCCCAAGGGGUCCGUCGAGGACUGUUUGCUGUACGACGCGGCCGAGGCGUACAAGUACGUGCGCUUCACCGCCUGCGAUGAGACGGACGAUUACCUGGUGAUUGGGGGCUGUGAUCACAAGGUCGGGCAGGAGCGCACCGCGGGGCGAUUCGACGAGCUCGAGGGCUGGGUGCGCGAGCGCUUCCCGCAAGCCGGCGCCGUCGACUACCGCUGGAGCGGCCAGAUCUUCGAGCCCGUCGACUACAUGGCGUUUAUCGGGAAGAACCAGGGGCUGAACCAUACGUAUAUCGUCACCGGGGAUAGUGGGAAUGGGCUGACGCACGGCGUGCUGGCGGGGAAGCUGAUCGCCGAUGAGAUCACCGGGGUCGAGAACCCCUGGGCGGAUCUGUACAACCCCAACCGGAUGAAGAGUAUCGCCAAGUCGAUGCCGAGUAUGCUCAAGCAUGAUCUCCAGAUCAACGCCCAGUACAAGCGCUGGAUGCAGUCGGACAUCACCGACAUCGAGGACCUCGCCCCGUGUUCGGGCGGGGUGAUGAAGGAGAACCCAGCCACCCCCGUCGCCGUCUACAAGGACGAGCACGGCAAGGCCCACAAGUUCAGCGCCAUCUGCCCGCACAUGAAGGCGGUGCUGAGCUGGAACGAGACGGAGAAGAGCUGGGACUGUCCGGUGCACGGCAGUCGCUUCAGCUGCGAUGGCGUGUGCAUUGAGGGCCCGGCCAAGGCCAACCUGACCCCGAUGGAUGAGUUUGCCAAGCAGGCGCAGCGAGCUCAAGAGACCAUGUAGAUCAAUAGAGCAGUGUAUGGUAAUUAGUGAUCAGGGAUUCUUGUGUGGUUCAUGAUGGAUUUUCAAUAUAACAAUAUAAUAGAG